Messenger RNA from Trifolium pratense (red clover), 1420 nucleotides. RefSeq names its product tRNA-specific adenosine deaminase TAD2-like. The coding region runs from base 613 to 1149 and encodes 178 amino acids. The record is from RefSeq and is a predicted model, not a curated record. The transcript has 11 exons. Gene Ontology annotation, molecular function: zinc ion binding; tRNA-specific adenosine-34 deaminase activity. Gene Ontology annotation, biological process: tRNA wobble adenosine to inosine editing. NCBI's taxonomy places the organism in Eukaryota, Viridiplantae, Streptophyta, Magnoliopsida, Fabales, Fabaceae.
UGGCUUCAGAGACCUUCUUCAAACUCAACUCAAUAUUUCGCCUAUCUCACCUUCUUCCAACUUUACCUUUUCCCUCAUCGAACUCACUAUUUCGUCAAUCUCCUUCUUUACCUUCUUCGAUCCCCAAAACGUGUUCACCUAAACCACCCUCCAUUUUUCUCUCUAUCGAACUCAGAAACCUUCUUUCUCUCCGUCAAAAUCGUCGCUUGAACCCUUAAAACCUUCUUCUCUCAAUCGUUCCCCUCUUUGAACCCUAAAAUGAAAACUGAUUGAACCUAGAACUCAGAAAUCCUAAAAUUUAAUUGAAACCCUAGAAAUCAAUUGAAACCCUGGAAAUCAAUUGAACCCAGAGCUCAAUUCAUUGUCUUCGUUAACACUAGAGGCCAUUUGUCACCUUAUCUACCCAUUCCGAUGGCAGACUUGGCUGACAAGGACAUGAAGCAAAUUAAUGCUCUUAGGGUUCAAGAUCAUACAUUAAGGUAUCAUUUUUCAAUAUUCAAUAUGUCAAGUCGAAGCUGGAUCACAAUUGAACACACGCUACUAGAACAGGAUAAUAGUUUCCCCUGAACCACUAUUCUCUGCAUCAUUGUGCUCCUACUAAAUCAGCUUAAGAUGACCUCUCCAGAUACUCAUAUAUUCAUGGAACUUGCAAUACAACAGGCAAAAUUAGCUAUGGAUGCCCUCGAAGUACCUGUUGGUUGUGUAAUUGUUGAGGAUGGCAAGGUGAUAGCCUCAGGAAGGAAUCGAACUACCGAGACACGAAAUGCCACAAGACAUGCAGAAAUGGAAGCUAUAGACGUGCUUCUAGAACAGUGGCAGAAAAAUGGACUUUCAAUGACUGAAGUUGCUAAAAAGUUCUCAAACUGCAGUCUUUAUGUUACCUGCGAACCAUGCAUAAUGUGUGCAUCUGCUUUAUCAAAUUUAGGUAUAAAGGAAGUAUUUUAUGGCUGUUCAAAUGAUAAAUUUGGAGGUUGUGGAUCAAUACUAUCAUUGCAUUUAGGCGACACCGUGUCACCUAAUAAGGGUUUCAAAUGUGCCGGAGGUAUAAUGGCAACAGAAGCUGUCCUUCUCCUGCGAACAUUCUACGAGCAAGGAAAUCCAAAUGCUCCAAAACCUCACAGGCCUCUAGCACAACAAGCAACAACUUGAAUUUAAUCCUUUUUUUUUCCUUUGGGAAGGCAUUUUGUUUAUUUUGCGCUAGUUGGUUUCUGCGGCUUUUCAUCGUCUUUUGUUCACAAAGUGUUGUUAAUGGUUAUAAUUUAUAAUGAAUAUGUCUUGAUUAACAUUCAAAUUAUUGAAAACAAAGACACUUUUCAAUUUUUGCGUAAAUAGUGUUAUAUGUAGUGAAGAUGGAGCGAGAAUUUUCAUUGUUACAUUGUAUAUGCAAUUGGAAGAUUAGUUUGUUGCUAGUUUAUGUUAA